Messenger RNA from Rhizophagus irregularis DAOM 181602=DAOM 197198, 475 nucleotides. The record is from RefSeq and is a predicted model, not a curated record. NCBI's taxonomy places the organism in Eukaryota, Fungi, Glomeromycota, Glomeromycetes, Glomerales, Glomeraceae.
CGAUAAUUCAUUCAUUCAUUAUACAGUAUACUUUUAAAAUAUUUUACUUUUUUUACGUUAAUUAUUUCCGUAUCUUCGUAUCCAUCCUUAUCAUUCAAACAAUAAUUAUGUAUGAAAUUAAACACACGAUUAUCUUUCUUUGAAAGGAACAUAGAGGGCGUUAUUAUUUCGAUUAAUUUAGAUUACAGGAUAAAUGAUUUCAUAUUUGUUUUUCUUAGUUGUUUCAUCUCAUGAUUUACACAAAGAUGUUGAAAUGGCGCGAUAUUUCUUUAUUUAUAAUAUUUAUAAUUUAUUUCCGUCUGCAAUUUUCCGCGAUUUGAAAUCAUUUAAUCAUUUUCAUGCAUGUUAUUACGCGUUGUUCUUCUUUUUGAUUAAGUUUUUUUUGAUUUGUAAUAUGUAUCCUUAUUCGUUUCAUUUGCUGCGCAAGGUUUAAAUUAAAUAUAAAAGCAAUCAUAAAACAGUCCUGGUCAAAAAA